ACCAAAGCCUCCGCCCCCUUCUUCCCUGACACCCUCGCCGCCGCGCACGCACGCACGCAGGGAACCAGCGAAGAGAGAUGGGCGUCUACACCUUCGUGUGCCGCAGCGCCGGCGGCGGCGAGUGGACCGCCAAGCAGCACUCCGGCGAGAUCGAGGCGUCCGCCGCCACCCCCUACGAGCUGCAGCGCCGCCUCGUCGCCUCCGCCUCCGCGGCCGACUCCGCGUCCGGCGUCCAGUCGUCCUUCUCCAUGGUCACCCCCAGCUCCGCCGUCUUCCAGGUGAUCGUCGGUGGUGGCGCGAUGAUGGUUAGUGGCGGCGGCGGCGGCGGCGCGUCCGCCGCCGCGUCGGGUGGUGCUGCGGCCGAAGCUCCCAAGGAGGAGAAGAAGGAAGAGGAGAAGGAAGAGAGCGACGACGACAUGGGAUUCUCCCUGUUCGACUAGAGACAGAGUUAAGCUGCGUGUGCAUGGUUGCUGUUCGGUCGUGUCGCGAAACGUGAAGAGCUCAAGCGGCCUUUUUGUUCCAGUCCCACAUGUGAGAGCUUGAUACGUUGUCUGGAAUGAAAAAUUUUCUCCAAAAUUCACGAAUAUAUAUUGCGUACGCACAAUACUGUAGAUUAAACAAUGACUUGUGUAGAGCUGUAAAAUCGACGCAAUUAUAUGAAAGCAGCACUGGAGUUUCAAACUGACAAGCA
Zea mays is the source of this 691-nucleotide messenger RNA. Its product is annotated as 60S acidic ribosomal protein P3-like. The transcript is spliced from 2 exons. Lineage: Eukaryota; Viridiplantae; Streptophyta; Magnoliopsida; Poales; Poaceae. Gene Ontology annotation, molecular function: structural constituent of ribosome. Gene Ontology annotation, cellular component: ribosome. Bases 78 to 440 code for a protein of 120 amino acids. Gene Ontology annotation, biological process: translational elongation. The record is from RefSeq and is marked validated.